Sciurus carolinensis (gray squirrel) is the source of this 3499-nucleotide messenger RNA. It is a transcript of the gene Adgre5, whose product is annotated as adhesion G protein-coupled receptor E5. Gene Ontology annotation, biological process: adenylate cyclase-activating G protein-coupled receptor signaling pathway; cell surface receptor signaling pathway. The coding region runs from base 380 to 2986 and encodes 868 amino acids. Gene Ontology annotation, cellular component: membrane. The transcript is spliced from 22 exons. The record is from RefSeq and is a predicted model, not a curated record. NCBI's taxonomy places the organism in Eukaryota, Metazoa, Chordata, Mammalia, Rodentia, Sciuridae. Gene Ontology annotation, molecular function: G protein-coupled receptor activity; calcium ion binding.
UCCAGGGGCCACCAAACGGGUCUUUGGAGCCGGGCCCUCCGGGUGGAGGAGGAAGAGGGACAUCCCAGCCGGAGCCCAGGCGGGAGGCCUGGAGGAGGCUUCCCUCAGUGAGGGGCACUCAGGUGCCGGGCCGCCAGCGUGGGGCCCGGCCCAGGGCAGCGAGGAGGACGGAAGUCUGCACUUGGCCGAGGGCCAGCAGAAGAGAGGAGCAGACAGUAAACAAGCUGCCCCGCCAGUUCCGGGGAGGGCCCUGGGCCAGCGCUGUCCCCGCCGCCCCCUGCAUAAAGGCCCUGCCUCCAGACCAGUCCCACAGCUGCCCGCCCGGAGACAGUGGCCCUGUCCCACGCCCUGCUUCCCCGCGCCCGCCCCAGCUGGGACCAUGGGAGGCCCCCAACGCCCAGCCUUUCUAGCCCUGUGUGUCCUGCUGAGUCUCUCGAGAGCCAGAGCCCAGGACUCGGAGGCCUGUGCCAGCUGGUGCCCUCCGCACUCGGAAUGUGUCAAUGCCACCGCCUGUCGCUGCAAGCCAGGGUUUGCUGCUUUGUCUGCAGAGGUCUUCACGGACCCCCUGGAGAUCUGUGACGACAUCAAUGAAUGUGGGCCACCCAUGAAAGUGUCCUGUGGAAAAUUCGCAGACUGCCAGAAUGUGGAGGGGAGCUAUUACUGCACUUGCAGCCCAGGAUACGCGCUCCUUUCUGGGGCAAAAAUGUUCACCAAUGCGAGUGAGAACACCUGUCAAGUGGCUGCCGGGAUGAGACCUGACCGUUCCAGGACACACAGGGGCUCAGCCGCACCUGGAACACUCUCUGGUCCCCCAGCCACCAUGGACCCAGGGACUCGAUCAGGAAAUACAGGAGGAAGGAGACUUGAGGACGUGGACGAGUGUAAGCAGAACCCCAGAAUCUGCAGGGACCACAGCACCUGCACCAACACUCAGGGCAGCUAUACCUGCAAGUGUCUGCCUGGCUUUGAGCUCAACUUGACAGAACCGAAGCUGUGCACAGAUGUGAAUGAAUGCGCCCCUGGACUCAACCCGUGCCACAAGUCCACCCACUGCCUCAACCACAAGGGCGGCUACCAGUGCCGCUGCCGCCCUGGCUGGAAGCCGGUGCCCGGGUCCCCCAACGGCCCGAACACGACCGUCUGCGAAGAUGAGGAUGAGUGCAGCUCCGGGUGGCAUCAGUGCCACAACUCCACCAUCUGCCACAACACCCUGGGGUCCUACAAGUGCCUCUGCCACCCAGGCUGGGAGCCGAUCCCUGGGCGCCUCAAAGGCCGGAACAACACCGUCUGCCAAGUCAAGCCCUUCUUCACCUGGCCGCUGCCCCCCGGAGUCAAGAGCCAGAGUCUGUCCCGCUUCUUUGACAAAGUCCAGGAUCUGCACAGGAAUUUCAAUCCAGUCACGGCCAAGGACACAAUUCAGAAACUCAUCAGGACCAUGGACGACCUGCUGAAAGCCCCUGGGGACCUGGAGGACAUGGCCCUGUCUGUCCGGCACCAGUUGGCCACGCAGUUGCUCUUGGACCUGGAGCAGUCCCUGAGGACCCUGGCGAGUUCACUGCCUGAAGGCCCUUUCACCUAUCUUUCCUCUGCAGACACAGAGCUGUCCCUGAUGAUCCAGAAGCAAGGGAAUGGAAAUGUCACCGUGGGCCAGAGCCACGCACGGAUGCUGCUGGACUGGGCCGUGGCGCCUGGAGCCGAGAACUCCAGCAGUGGCCCCACGGUGGUGGGCAUCCUCUCCAGCCCCAACAUGAAGACCCUGAUGGUCAAUGCCUCCUUGGACCUGGACCCCAACAAGCAAGCCACGCUGGAAGAGAUCUACCAAGGCCCCAUCCGAGGCACCAAGCUCCGGCUCCUCUCCGCGGUCAACUCUGUCUUUCUUACCACCAACGACACCGAGAAACUCGCCUCACCUGUGACCUUCGCCUUCUCCCACCCUUGGGAGACGCCCAAGAACCGGGAAGAGCUGAUCUGUGCCUUCUGGAAGGUUGACAAGAGUGGACACUGGGACACUACAGGCUGCUGGAAGCUGGGCAGCACCAAUGGCAGCACCACCUGCCAGUGCAGCCACUUGAGCAGCUUUGCCAUCCUCAUGGCCCACUACCAGGUGGAGGACCCAAAGCUGUCCCUGAUCACCAAGGUGGGACUGUCGCUGUCGCUGAUCUGCUUUCUACUGUGCAUCCUCACCUUCCUGCUGGUGCGGUCCAUCCAGAGCUCUCGCACCACCGUGCACCUGCACCUCUGCAUCUGCCUUUUCUUAGGCUCUGCCAUCUUCCUGGCGGGCAUCGAAAACGAAGGCGGCCAGGUGGGGCCUCGCUGCCGCCUGGUGGCCGGGCUGCUGCACUACUGCUUCCUGGCCGCCUUCUGUUGGAUGAGCCUGGAGGGCCUGGAGCUGUACUUCCUCGUGGUGUGCGUGUUCCAUGGCCAGGGCCUGAGCACGCGCUGGCUCUGCCUGAUCGGCUACGGCGUGCCCCUGCUCAUCGUGGCCAUCUCCGCGGCUGUCCACAGCGAGGGCUACGGCCGCAUCACCCACUGCUGGUUGGAUACGGAUCACGGCUUCCUCUGGAGCUUCCUGGGACCCCUGGCCUUCAUCAUUCUGUGCAACGCUGUCAUUUUUGUGAUCACUGUCUGGAAGCUCACUCAGAAGUUUUCUGAAAUCAACCCGGACAUGAAGAAAUUACGGAAGGCAAGGGUGCUGACCAUCACAGCCAUGGCCCAGCUCUUCGUGUUGGGCUGCACCUGGGUCUUCGGCCUGUUCCUCUUUGACCCUCGGAGCUGGGUGCUGUCCUACAUCUUCACCAUCCUCAACUGCCUGCAGGGACUUUUCCUCUACGUGCUGCUCUGCUUACUCAACAAGAAGGUGAGGGAGGAGUACCGGAGGUGGGCCUGCAUGGUUGCUGGAAGCAAGUACUCUGAGUUCGCCUCUUCCACAACUGGCACCAGCCAGAAUCAGACUCGGGUCCUCAGGCCAUCGGAGUCUGGUAUGUGAAGGCAAGGACCCAGCCAGGCCAGCAACUCCUGCACGUGCUGAAGGCUCCCCGCCUCCCGCUGCGCUCCCACCUUGGGCCCCACUGCAGUAGAGGGGCCACAGCUAUGUCCUGGCACCCAGCCCCAGAGCAGGCUGGAGGAGCCACUGGUCCUGCUUCUGUCUCUGCCCCACCAAGGAUGUGGGGACAGACACUGGGCCAGGGUUGCAGCCCAGCUGCUCCAGCACAUCCUCCCAGUCCUGGGGACAGACUGCGGACCCUUGCGUCCUUUACUCUCAGCUCUUUGCCAUAGAAGGGCUGGGAUGCUGGGUUCAACUUCUCUAUUAAGCUAAGACUGAAAUCAGAGGUCAGAGGACCUGGCUGCCGCUGAGGCUCACGGUACAGAGGCCUGGCUGCCCCCACAGGGGCGGAAGGGUCUCACGGUUAUCAAGGUUGUAGAUAUUGUGUAAUGUUUUUUGUAUCUGUUAACUUUUCAGUGUUGACACUUAAAAAUUAAAUAUCAUAAUGAUACAGAA